ACGUCAACGAGAUGAGCUUUAAAAAAAAAUACAAGGCUUACAUCACCAAAUCCAUUAACCGCCUCCUCCCAAUCAACAACAGAACACUGAUCGUGCGCACUAUGUGCCAAUACGAUGAUAGAGGUUAUUGCGGUUAUGAGCACGGUGGUGUCGCGAAUUCCUUGAAGAAGAAGGAAACAACAAUAAACAAAACAAAACAACACAACACAGACGGGAGGAACUUCGUGCUAAGCUGUGAAACAGUAUCAAGCGCUUUGAUAUAAACACAGCGGCGACUAGAUAAUAAUGUCUGAAGGUGACAACGGCAGUGGGGUAAACCCGGGUGCUGAAGAUGCUGUGAUGAAGAAUUCAGAGGUUGAACAUCAAGAAGACGAGGCUAAUGUUGAUGAAGGUGCUUUGGAUGACUUGUUGGCUGAAGGAGUGAUUGAUGGGGAUGACUCAAUAGUUGAGGCACAUAUCGCAUCUGUUGGCGAUGUUUCACCUCCUGGAACAAUUGCAACUACUCAAGAUGAUGAAUCUGCCGCACAGAAUGAACAGAAUGAAACUGCUGGACAGAAUGAGCAGAUUGGAUCCAUUAAUCCUACUGAACAGACUGAACAAGUUCAAUCAGUUAAACCAUCUGAAGAGACUAUACCGAUUGAAUCAGCCGGAACUCUGAAAGACAACAACGCAGUUGAACACACCGAAAGUCCUGAUACUACAGAAUAUCGUCAACCUACUGAAUCUAAUGACCCUGUUGUACCUGUUGAACAUGCUGAACCUCAUGAGACAACGGAGUCUUUUGAACAAAAUAACCCUGAAACUGUUCAAUCCCUCAACUCAAAAGAUGAAGAACAGAUAGAUAAUGAACAAAGUGAAGUACUUUCUAAGAGUGGAACUGAAAAAGAGUACAGUCAUCCUCAGGAUACGACAAAUGAUGAGAAGGAUGGAACUGAAGAAGAGGAUGAUGCAACUGGUGAGCAACCUGAAACAUCUGUGAACAAAGGAGAAGAGGAAAACCAAAGGGAUGACCAAAGUGUGAUUGAUAAAUCAGAAAAGCAAAAACACUCGAAAAACGCAUCAGGAACUAGUCAAUCUACGGAGAAAUCCAAGUCACCUAAUCUUCAAACUUCCAUUGCUGAAAAUGAUGAACCUUCAGAGAUUGAAAAGACCUUACCUGAUAACACGCCGACUUCUCCAGAGGCAACAAUAUUCAAGGUUGAAAAGACAGAUCUUCAAGAACAUACGAAGUAUAUUCGCACAUUCCCAAAGAACUUCUCCCCAGCUUCGGUGAAAGCACCAACUUUCACAGAUAACAAGAUGCUUACCCCAACAAAAGAUGAUUAUGUGUAUACAAAGACUUCAGAAAAGGGUGAAACUAAAGUAACGAAAAAUGGACAUCUUCUUGGUGGAAGAAGUUAUAUCUUCUCCACUUUUACCCUCCCUGGACGAGGGAAAAAACUUUAUGUGCUAGCAGCUGAGGCUGCUAGAACAUUGGGGGUCAGAGAUGCAUUCAUACUAUGUGCUCGCUUAAAACAACUUUGCAGACACAGUGCCAAUGAGGAAGAUAGAAAAUUCCUUGAAUCUUCUGGUAUCCUACCAACAAAAAUUCGGAAUAGAACGAUUGGUCUCGUUUCGGCCAAGUCUCUAUUCAUGAAUUUAGGUGCUCGUGUUGUGCUCAGUGGUAAAAGAAUCGUUGAUGAUUAUUGGGAAGAUGAAGCUGUGGAACAAGGUUUUACUGAAGAGAGCCAGAACGCAAAGGCUUAG
Molecule: messenger RNA, 1746 nt
Organism: Williopsis jadinii
Lineage: Eukaryota; Fungi; Ascomycota; Saccharomycetes; Phaffomycetales; Wickerhamomycetaceae
Exons: 2
Coding region: 286-1746 (486 amino acids)
Source: RefSeq, a predicted model, not a curated record